Messenger RNA from Diatraea saccharalis (sugarcane borer), 3231 nucleotides. The record is from the annotation of a GenBank genome assembly. NCBI's taxonomy places the organism in Eukaryota, Metazoa, Arthropoda, Insecta, Lepidoptera, Crambidae.
AUGAAUAUGACCUACCACGUGAGCCUAGCACUGGUUGUUAACGAGUCAGAUGCCGUCGGUAAACUCCUGGUAUUAACAGCUUUUGCGCUUGCUCACGGUCGCCCAAAUGACACAGAGACGCAUUCGGGUGCGUCGAACAUAUGCCCACCAGAUCAACGUCAUUGGCUUCUGCCUCAUGAAUAUGACUGCACGAAGUUCUACUACUGCGAAUACGGUGUGAAAUGGAAGACGCCGAGGGAUUGCGCCCCAGGCACUGAAUUCUCAUAUGAAUUACAGGUGUGCGUACACCCGGUUCUAGCUAACUGUAAUCUGCCUGGUAGUCCACCUACUACUACAGAAAAAACUACGCAACCUCCGCCAACAACCGAGCAACGUACCGAAGUACCCACAACUGAUGCUCCCACUACAACUGAGGCAAUCACCAAUCCACCAACAACCACAACUACCCAAGCACCUACAACUACACAAGCCCCAACAACUACCCAAGCCCCUACAACUACCCAAACUCCAACAACUACUCCACGAGCAACCGAGCCUCCCACCACGCCCGAGAAACCUACAGAACCACCAACCACCACAACUACCGAAGCACCCACAACUACCAAAGCACCCACAACUACCGUUGCCCCCACAACUACCGAAGCCCCCACAACUACCGAAGCCCCCACAACUACCGAAGCCCCCACAACUACCGAAGCCCCCACAACUACCGAAGCCCCCACAACUACCGAAGCCCCCACAACUACCGAAGCCCCCACAACUACCGACACCCCCACAACAACUCAAAAAGUAACUGAGCCGCCUACUACAACUGAGGAACCUACCGACGCUCCAACCACCACAACCACUCAAGCCCCCACAACAACUACCCAAGCACCUACAACUACCCAAGUCCCUACAGCAACAUCCCAAUCCCCUGACUCAGGCCUCCUACCAAAUGGCUGUCCAGCUGACUUCGGGGUACAUCAGCUACUGCCACACGCUGAUUGCAGCAAAUUCUAUUACUGCGACUUUGGGAAGAAAGUUGAGAGAAAUUGUAGUCCAGGAACACACUUCAAUCCUACAAAACAGGUAUGUGAUUGGCCAGAGAACGCUGGUUGUGAAUCUUCAACUACAACCACUCAAGGCCCUGACUCAGGAAUCCUACCAAAUGGCUGUCCAGCUGACUUCGGCGUACAUCAAUUACUGCCGCACGUUGAUUGUAGCAAAUUCUAUUACUGCAACUUCGGGGAGAAAGUUGAGAGAAUUUGUCCGCCAGGGACACACUUCAACCCUACAUUACAGGUAUGUGAUUGGCCAGAAAACGCUGGUUGUGAAUCUUCAACUACAACCACUCAAGGUCCUGACUCAGGAAUCCUCCCAAAUGGCUGUCCAGCUGAUUUUGGCGUACAUCAGUUACUGCCGCACGUUGAUUGUAGCAAAUUCUAUUACUGCAACUUCGGGGAGAAAGUUGAGAGAAUUUGUCCGCCAGGGACACACUUCAACCCUAAAUUACAGGUUUGUGAUUGGCCAGAAAAUGCUGGUUGUGAAUCUUCAAACACAACCACCCAAGCACCUACAACUAACAACACAACUACCCAAGCACCUACAACUAACAACACAACUACCGAAGCACCUACAACUAACAACACAACUACCCAAGCACCAACAACUAACAACACAACUACCCAAGCACCUACAACUAACAACACAACUACCCAAGCACCUACAACUAACAACACCACUACGCAAGCACCUACAACUAACAACACAACUACCCAAGCACCUACAACUAACAACACAACUACCGAAGCACCUACAACUAACAACACAACUACCCAAGCUCCUACAACUAACAACACAACUACCCAAGUUCCUACAACAACGACCCAACCCUCUGACUCGGGCCUUCUACCAAAUGGCUGUCCAGCUGAUUUCAGCAUACAUCAGUUACUGCCACACGCUGAUUGCACCAAAUUCUAUUACUGCAACUUCGGGAAGAAAGUUGAGAGAAAUUGUGCGCCAGGAACACACUUCAACCCCACAUUACAGGUGUGUGAUUGGCCAGAAAAUGCUGGUUGUGAGUCAACUGAUGAUAAUGGUAACGAAAACGAGGACAACGGAAAUGGCGGAAACUGUGACGGCGGUAACGGUGGUGGGGGAAAUUGUGGAGGUGGCGAAGAAGAGGGUGACGGUGACACUUUCCCGAACGGUUGCCCGGCUGAUUUCGAUGUUCAUCAACUAUUGCCACAUAAAAACUGCAGCAAAUUCUACUACUGCGUAAACGGAGAGAAAGUAGAGAUUUCUUGCGCACCAGGAACACACUUCAAUCCUAAUUUACAGGUCUGUGAUUGGCCGGAGAGCGCCGGUUGCGAGUCUAGUGAUGAUAACGAUAACGAAAAUGGCGGAAGCUGCGACGGCGGUGGCGGUAGUGGGGGAAAUUGUGGAAGUGGUGACGGGGAGAACGGAGAGGAUGGAGACAAUGGAGGAACUCUCCCCAAUGGUUGUCCGGCUGAUUUCAAUGUCCAUCAACUAUUGCCACAUAAAAACUGCAGCAAAUUCUACUACUGCGUAUUCGGAGAGAAAGAAGAAAGGUCUUGUGAGCCAGGAACACACUUCAAUCCUACUUUACAAGUAUGUGAUUGGCCAUGGAAUGCUGGUUGCGAAUCCGAUGACGAUAAUAACGGAAAUGGCGAUAACGGAGGUGGUGAUAACGGAAAUGGAGAUAACGGAGAUGGAGAUAACGGUAGUGUUGAUAAUGGCAGUGGUGAAGAUAACGGUGAUAAUGAUAACAAAUGCAAGGAGUGCAACGUCCUUCCUUGGGCUCAUGAAACUGACUGUGAUAAAUUCUGGAGGUGUGAGGGCGAUAAAGCUGUCUUAGUCACAUGUUCCGAAGGUUUACAUUUCAAUGAUAAGACGAGCACUUGCGAUUUUAUAUGCAACGCGAACUGCGAUAGAGAUGAGGUCCAAGCAACUGCCGAGGCGAGCGGCUUGAAGCUCUUUUUACCUUGGGAUAAGGUUGACAAUGAAAUAAAACACAUUUUAGAAAAGCACCGUUAAGUCUUAAUUGAAAUAAUAAAAUUUUAUUAUUUAUCUCUUAUGUAUAAUUUUGUAAAUAAAUAAAAUACAAUGAUAUCAAAACUUUUUUUACUUAUUUCAUAAAUACCACUCAAUUUUUGUUUAGACAAGAAAAUUCCAAUUCGCUUUAUCAAACGAAGUAGCUUCCCGCUAUCUAUAUGUUGAGAUCUUCUA